Molecule: messenger RNA, 1917 nt
Organism: Cannabis sativa
Lineage: Eukaryota; Viridiplantae; Streptophyta; Magnoliopsida; Rosales; Cannabaceae
Exons: 5
Coding region: 1-1917 (638 amino acids)
Source: RefSeq, a predicted model, not a curated record
AUGCAAUCUCAAGAGCACACUCAUGAUCUGUCUUACCACCAAGCUGAGAAAGAGGCUGCCAUGAACUUUAAUGCUCAAGAGAAGAUGUAUCACAGUUUCUUGAGACAAAGGAGCAAGGUAACUUGGUUGUGCAAAGGAGAUGAGAACAAUGCUUACUUCCAUGCUUUUCUAAAAAAAAUAAGGAUGGAGAAUAUCAUAGUUACUUAUACAAAUGAUCAAGGAGAGAUCAUAUAUAACUUUAAAGAAGUGGUAUGGCACUUUCUAGUGCACUUCCAAGGCUACAUGGGAACUAGCUCAAACCCUACUCAAAACCUGAGAUCUGACUAUAUGAAUCUAGGGAGCAGACUCAAUAUGGAGCAUCAACUGAGUUUGAUAAAACCCUUCACAAGCAAGGAAAUAAAGAAGUCUUUCUUCAGUAUUCCAGAUUCUAAAUCCCAUGGGCGAGAUGGGUAUGGAGCUGGUUUUUUCAAGACGAUGUGGCCUAAACUUGGAACUGUAUUCACCAAAGUCGUGGAGAAAUUUUUCUUAACAGGUUCAAUGCCUCGAGAAUUUCAUGCAACUAUGAUAACGAUCAUUCCUAAGAUAGAAAACCCUACAAAGGCUGUGGAUUUCAAACCUAUAGCUUGCUUCUCAACUGUGUAUAAAUGCAUAUCUAAAUUGUUGUAUUCCAGGCUCUCUCAAGUGCUUUUGGUGUUGAUUAAUCAGAAUCAAGAAGCGUUUGUGCAAGGGAGAUCGAUUGCUCAUAAUGUCAUGAUUCUUCAAGAUCUUUUGAAGAAUUAUAAAAGGAAAAACAUAUCUCCAAGAUGCACUCUCAAUGUAGACAUUAGUAAAGCGUAUGACACAGUUAGUUGGAAGUUCUUGGAAGCGCUUCUGAAUGACUUUAAACUGCCGACCAUAUUUUUCUCAUUGAUUAUGACAUGUUUGAAAGCUACCUCUUAUUCGAUCUUGAUGAACGAUACAGUUCAAGGGAGCUUCAAAGGCAAGAAGGGUUUACGACAGGAUGAUCCUUUGUCUCCUCUCUUAUUUGUCAUGAUAAUGGAGUACUUGACCAGGAGAUUUCUUCGAGGAGCCAAUCAAUCCAAGAUCAGGCCUUGUAAUGAACACCAACAAAUCCAAUCUCUACUUUGGAGGGUGAAAGAGGAAGACAAACAGGCAAUGAUGACUGAAUUGGCUCUUCAAGAAGGAACUUAUACUCUUAAGUAUCUUGGGGUCCCUCUAAGACCAACAAAAUGGAAAGUUGAAGAUUGUGGCGUGAUAAUCAAGAAAAUUAAGGAAAGACUCCAUACUUGGGCUACUAGGCAUCUCUCUGUUACAAAUGAGGUUGAAAAACUUUGUAGAGAUUUCUUAUGGGGCUGGAAUGGGAAUAGAAGCAAACUCCAUGUGGCUUCUUGGGAAAAAGUUUGCCUCCCUAAAGCUUAUGGAGGCUUAGGCUUUAAAGAUGGAGUCAAAUGGAAUCAAGCCAUUCCUGCUAAAUAUAUUUGGGCCAUCUCAUCUAAAAGGGACAUCCUUUGGGUGAAAUGGAUCAAUAAUAUUUAUCUCAAGAACAAGUCUUUGUUGAACUAUGAACUUAAGAAUGAUACUAGUUGGUAUUGGAAGAAAUUAUGUCAUCUAAGGGACAAGUUCACUCGGGGAGCAAUUGAGAAGGCAGGGUCUGGUGGGAACAGGUUUAAAACUUCACUGUUGUUUAACAGUUGCUUACCUCAAACUCAGUUUGAGUUCAACAAAUGUGGUGGAGCAGAAAAUACAGAACCAAAAUUAAUGAAGUCAAUGAUGGAUAGGAUCACCAAGUCAUUUGCUAAGAUAGAGGGGGACAAGGGAAAAGGGAUGGCCAAGGCUAGGGCCAACAGGUCCUACAAGCCCAGGCUUCCCAGUUCCACUUAUUCUUUUGAGACUCAUGGAGCACCUCCUAGUCUCUAG